AUGUUCCGGUGCUCGCAUUGUGACAAGACCUACCAACGAAAAGCGCAUUUACAGCGUCAUGAAGUGACCCAUACCGGCCAGACUACCUCAGCAUGUCCAUUUUGCAAAAAGGCCUUUGUCAAACCGGAGGUUGCUCGACGACAUAGCAAAACAUGUGCGAUUAAAUACAAUCAACAGGCCGCUCCAGCAGCGAAAGCGGGCAGGAAAAGGCAAUCUUGCGAUCAGUGUUUCUCUAUGAAAAGAGCAUGCGACAAAGAUUCCCCAUGCUCGCGCUGCCGUUCUCUUGGACAGCAAUGCACAUAUGCAUCUCACCAAGACCUUUCCUUGAGCCGCUCCGGUCCGAUUGACGCGUCCCUGUCGCUAUCGAUACAGGCGCCCCCAGUAUCUAAGGACGACUUGCAGUUCUCGUUUCUUCGGCACUUUACCGAUCCUUGUGUUGAGAGGGACAGGCUCGCUAUCGGAACGACUGCAGAAUGUUCUGUCCGAAGAAAUCUCGAAACCCUAUAUUCUCACCUCGAAGAUGCUCUCAUACCUCUGGAUUCUUUGGCAGCUGGCUUCAGUGAUCUUCUGGGAACUGAGACCUUAUUUCGCCCUCCUUUAGCCACAGACGAAUUUCUGCCGUUUGACUUCCUAUCAUACGGCCCUAGUCCCACCAGACUUUCCGAGCAGCUGAACGAACUGAUGCUGGAAGUGAUUGAGACCUCAAAGUCAAUAAAACUUGGCAAUACCAGUGGCGCACAGCCCCUCUAUAAUGCUGCACAACUAGCUCCCCUCUUCACGGUUUCUAAUCUUGCUACGUUCAUCACGGUCUUCUUCCACUCUCUCCAUUGGCAUCUCCCCGUUGUGCAUUUUCCUACGUUCGAUCCGAGUAGCGUCUCCAACCCACUGCUACUCUCAAUAUUCUUGGCUGGUGCCACGUACAGCAGCUCAUCUAGCGAUGCGGCCUUGCUAUCUGGUCUUCUUGAUGUUGCUGAGGAGCAUAUAUUUCGACAAAUAACAACCUUGUCGGCACAACCCGCUCCACCCAAAAAUGAUAUCACGCAUCAGCGCUCUACUAUCCAGCUCAUGCAAGCCGCACUAAUUAUUGAAAUGCUGCAGUUCGGACAAGAAAAGAUUGAAACAAGGCGCCGCAUUCGAAUCAUACGCCACCCAAGUUUGGUGUCUCUUAUGCGUUGUAUGGGCAUUUUCAACCUCAAGCGGACCAUGUCUCCAACAUCUUGCAAUUGUGACGACUUCAAAUGGAGGGAGUUGGUCGCCGAGGAAAUGUGCAUACGUCUUGCAUCAUGGGUAUUCCUUGCCGAUGGAUUCCUGACUCUCUGUUUCAAGAACCGCCCGACUGUAUCCAUCUUCGAGAUGGACUGUUCGUUUUCAUGGAGGACAGAUUUAUGGGAGGCCGAGAGUGCGUCUAACUUCAGUGAACUCGCCGAGGCUCAUGGAACGCGACUCCCACUGCCAUCCGUCAGAGAAGCAGUUCGCCUAUUGAUCGAUAACCGUGACACUGGCCAUAUACCAUCCAAGCUAGCACUUUCCGCCGAGCAUCUGUUAAUCAUGAUCUACGCAUUGAAUUCCCUCGCUUUUCUGGCCAGGUCCGAUUUUUGCGGGUCCGUGCCUCUGGACAAGAUAGGACACGCCGCCUACAACUGGAAACAAAUCUGGAAUCGGGUAUAUAAUGACCCAAGCAACAAAAAAUUGCUGCUCCUAGGGUAUCCGAAACACGCAGAAGAGCUUUGGCUACUCCUGACGGUGACAGUGAGCAUUUCCAGUCAGAGCUCCACAAAUCUUCCGAACUACCUGGAUAGUGCAGCCACAGAUGAUCUCGGAAAACUAAACGAGUUUAUCCAAUGGUGUUGCCGAUACAUUAAACUACCCGGCGCGCUGGGUGUGGCAUGA
Molecule: messenger RNA, 1890 nt
Organism: Aspergillus calidoustus
Lineage: Eukaryota; Fungi; Ascomycota; Eurotiomycetes; Eurotiales; Aspergillaceae
Source: the annotation of a GenBank genome assembly